CACAUACUUCCACACAAAAAUAUAAAUAUCAAUAUCCAUAUAUCUACAACAAUACAUAUAUUUAUAUUCCCACCAUAUAUAAACACGCAUAUACACGAAUAAAAGCAACCCAAGACAAUCACCAAGUGCAAAAUGGCCAACUACAAAGAAAUCUCCGAAGCAUGUUCACUGCUCCUAUUCUUCUACGUCACAGUCAAUCUAAUCGGAGACGCAAUUAUAAUUAGUUUGAUAGCCUUGAUAACCGGCAAAUCACUAUGGGAAGCUUCACAAAUAUAUAAAGAGCGUUGUGAAGAGAUUUAUAAAUGGCCUCCUUCAUUCUUGAGGAUUGAGGGUGAAGAGAAAGAUCAGGAUAAAGAGACUACCAUAAAUGCUGAAGAUGCUCCUGAAGCUUUAGAAGCCGUGGAAUCGCCCAACUACAGCCUUAACACAGUGGAAAUCUUCCUCGGCGAGCUGGAGAAGCAUGUCAUGGAAUUAUUCAAUGACUUUGACGAGAUUAUCUACCAAGCUGCUAUGGUGAGGCGACAGCAACAAAGUGCCGAGGUAAAAGAAGCAAGAGAACCAUUGAAAACUCCUGCAAGUAAAUCUGCUCCACCAGUCGUCUCUUCUACAGUUUCCUCCCUUCUCUCUGCCAUCACAGACGAAACCAAUAAUGUCUCAGGUGGCACGUGGAGACUCUUUUACUCGGAUACAGUUUACAAAAGGGAUAAUUCUCUACGGUUAGAAUGGAAGACUAAAGAGAAAUAUGAGGCGUGGUUGAGAAAAAAUGGUUGGAUUGCCAUUACAGAGGAGGAGAUAGAGACGUUGGAAAGGUGGAAGGGAUGGGCUUUGGCGUUUCCUGAGAAUGGGGAGGAUAGUGAUUGGGAGGAUGAGGAGGAGGAGGAGUGGGUUCAAAUUUGUGGAAGAAGGGAGGGGAGUAGGGGAGUUUGAAAAGCGAGGGUGGAGUUUGCGAAUUUGGAACUUGGUAAUUUGGGAACUGGAAAUGGGAAAUUGAAAAUGGGAAAUGGGAAAUUGGAGACUGGAAAUUGGAAAUUCGGAAAAAUGGGAAUUUGGAAAUCGAAAACUUAACUAGAAAUAGAGUUCUAAGAUCAAAAUAUAAUUAGAACAAAAGUACAACAAUCUUAUCUCAUAUUAUAUAGAUACUUUAUACAAUAUUUCAGCU
Sclerotinia trifoliorum is the source of this 1159-nucleotide messenger RNA. NCBI's taxonomy places the organism in Eukaryota, Fungi, Ascomycota, Leotiomycetes, Helotiales, Sclerotiniaceae. The record is from the annotation of a GenBank genome assembly.